AUGGGCCAAGAUUUCAGUCGCGAAUAUCGGUCAACUUGGGGAAAUCCGGAUGUUAUAAAAUGGAAACAAACAGCUCGUACUGCUGUAAAGAGUUAUUAUUUGGGUUAUGAAGGUAUUCAAUGGCAUGAGUACGCAAAUGACGAAUUAUCUUUACUAACCAUUAAAAUUUGUUUUGCUCUCUUUGGUCAACCUACAGAGGUGAAUGAUAAUCUUACAAAACUCGAAGAUGCCUAUACAGACUCUCAAAAAGAAGCUGCAAACAAAAUCAGGAAUAAGAUCGUUGAAGUUUAUAGUAAUUCACCGGCAACCAGAUUGCGAGUUGGCAUUAUUUUUAUAUCAUGCAAGGAACUGGAAAAAGAAUUCUUGUUACCAAUAUUUCGUGUUUAUGUUGGUGACAGUAAUAGAGAUCUUGCAAAUUUCAUCGAUACUAACUGUAGAGUCUACCAGAAUUGGACAGAUUGGACGAAAAAUAACAAACUACCGAUGUUGAAAUAUUGUUAUCCUUCAAGAGGCUUUUAUACAUGUAGUCAUGCCAAUUCAUAUAUGUUUGACCCUAAUCAAGAUCCAGAUAUUGACUUUGGUACUUCUCCAGCAUGUGAUUUCACAGCCAGAGUUGCAAGACAGUUGGAUAUAUUUAGCGGUGUGACUGCACUUGCUACUGGAGGUGUUGCCAUUGUUGCCAUGUUUACUCCAUUAGCACCAGCAGUUAUCAUCGGAAGCGCCAUUUCUGGAACGACUGCCGCUGUCUAUGGUGCAGGAAGAUCGAUUGACCGUCUGGUUGAUAAAGGCAGUCAUAGCGAAAGUCUAGCUGAUCUAGAAUCUUUAACUUGUUGGCUCUCCAUUAUUUUAACUCCUGUUCAUUUUGCAACUGCUGCUACAAAUAGUUUCUUAGCUGCUGGAGCUCGAAAUAGUGGAAGAAUCUUUUCGAAUACCGUUCGGACGGCUGCAACAAUUUUGAAUCUUACAACAGUUGGUCUGGAUUCCGUCAUGAUUGCAUUCGGAUUUGCUAACUUAAUAGAGAAGGCGAAGAACAAUCAAUUAUCUUCUUUGGAUGUUUUACAAUUUAGUAUGAGCGUUUUCUUUUUCGGUCAUACUUUGAUUCAACCCAAGACUGCAUCUGGUAUUAUCAAAGCAGCGCAGAAUGAACAUAUUAGUGCUUAUAAGAAUACUAUGACGGAUGCAGAUGCACGACAAUCUUUCCAAGAUUUUAUCGAUAGAAAUCGUGGAAACGGCGGUAUUAAAGACAAUUCGAAGAUUGUGCGAACAAUUAAUAAAAUUAAUGAUCCCAAUGCUUUUUUCAAGGGCGUUGGAGAUAUGAAAGCAGAUAUUGGUGGCAGAAAAGGACGGACUAUUAUUCUUCAAGACAAUAAUGGUCAAAGUCACAGAGUGAAUCCGAAUCGAGUUUUCUUCAAUCAAUCAAAUAGACCUCCAAUUGAUUUAACUGUACUUCGUGCCGAUCUCUUGCGGGGCUUUGGUGUAGAGCCAGAUAUGGUACAAGUAAAUAAUGAAUAUAUUUUUCGAAACUUGACAGAACAUCAAAAGCAGAGAGUUAAAACUGUUCUUGGAGAUACAGCUCGAAAUUACAACAAAAAUAUUAUUGGUACUGCUAAAACACUCGCUCAAGAUUUGAAUUGUCGCACACUAGACGACUUUUUAUGUGUAGUCGAACUGGUUGCAAGCGAAGUUAAAGGAAAGAAAGAACCUGACCUAAUUACACAACUGAAUCAUCUUAAAGGUAAUGGAAAAACUGAUUUUAUUGACGGCAUACAACGUGAUCUUACACGUGCCACAGACAUCGCGAGGAAUGCAAAGAAAGCAUUUGACAACCCUCUUAAAGCUGUAUACCAUUAUCGCAAACACGGCAGUGAUUUCGUAACUCGGUUACCAGAUAAGAUUGAUUUCUAUUUGACAAAAGUCCCACAAAAGAUCUUUCAAGACGCAAAUUUAACUGGUAUUCGUCGUGAACCUAACGGUGUCACGGUAAAAACAUACAUUACGCAGAAGGCUGAAUUUGGAGUGCUAGUAGAGCUACCUGACAACAUGCAAUGCAUUGCUACUUUGUUCAGGAAUCCAAAUGCAUUAAAAACUCUUACACAGAAAAUAGCUGCAGCACAAGCUAACGUUUUCACCCUUUCCAUGGUUGGUGAUGUUGCUCAACAAUUUGUGGUUUCUAUGGGAUUAGCCUCAAUUCUCAUUAAUGUCAAAGUAGAUAACAAACCAACCGUUUCACUGAAUGAUUUUGCCAGAGAUCAGAGCGAUUCGGAAGCUCUACAACAGAUGGCUCGUAUUCUUCAUGCAAUGACUUUGGAUACUGAUGACCAAUUAUCAUCUGAAUGA
This is a messenger RNA of Adineta ricciae, 2337 nucleotides long. The record is from the annotation of a GenBank genome assembly. Lineage: Eukaryota; Metazoa; Rotifera; Eurotatoria; Adinetida; Adinetidae.